AUGCCGAUAAGCUUACGGCAGGGCCUGGACCGUGAUGUCUACCAAAUCGUACGAAAGUACGAAGACGAUUCGAAUGGCUCCAAAUUAACGAUCAGUGGUGUGUACGAGUUUAUCCAGCGGUCCAACUCGAGCCUGAAGAGGCAAAAGAAACGCAUUUUAGAGGACUCGAUUGAGAGGGUCAUCGAUGUGCGGCGGGAGGAAUCCAAGGUCGACAAGGACUCGGAUGAGGAGCUCGAGCGGGAGAUCCAGGCACAGGAGAGCCGUGCCAAACGCUCGAGGGAGGAGAAAGAUGCGGGGCUGCUGAACAGGCAGCUCACGAAGCACUGGAACUUCAAGGGCUCGGAGGCCAAGGCGACAGGCUCGGCCGCCUCAUCCACGGGGAGGCGGACGCCGGGCGGCGCGGAGGCCAUGGACGCGGACACGCCCACAGUAGACCGCCAGGCAAACGGCGAGGCCAAGCCGAAGCGGAGGCGCAGGGAUCCCAAGGAGGUCGACCGCUCGCCGCCCCAGGACAUCAGCCUCGACGACCUGGCGGGCGUCGACGGCGUCAUCGACAGGCUCAAGGGCCCCGUGUGGAUCCCGCUCCUGCGCGGGGACGACCUCGCCGAGCUGGGGUACCGGCCCAGCGACGGCGUGCUGCUCCACGGGCCCUCGGGCUGCGGCAAGACGACGCUCGCGCACGCGCUGGCCGCCGACCUCGAGGUCGCCUUCAUCCCCGUGUCUGCGCCAAGCCUCGUCGGCGGCACCAGCGGCGAGAGCGAGAAGAACAUCCGCGACAUCUUCGACGAGGCGAUGCGCCUCGCGCCGAGCCUCGUCUUCUUUGACGAGCUCGACUCGAUCGCGGGCAAGAGGGACAAUGCGCAGAAGGCGAUGGAGGGCAGGAUCGUGGCCGAGAUUUGCAACGGCAUGGACAAGAUCGGGCGUCCCGGGAGGUCGGACGAGGGCAGCGACAGGCCCGGCAACGUGGUCGUUCUUGCUGCCACCAACCGGCCCGAGAGCAUCGACCCCGUGGUGCGGAGGCGGUUUGGCGUCGAGGUCGAUAUCGGGAUGCCCAACGAGCCGGCGAGGGAGAAGAUCCUGCGGACCAUGACGCGGGACCUGGCGCUGGGCGGCGACGUGGACUUUUCGGCGCUCGCACGGCUGACGCCCGGCUAUGUCGGGGCCGAUCUGAAGCAUGUCGUAUCCGCCGCGGUGUUCAAGAGCAUCCAGGCGCGGACAGACCUGCAGUCAGAGAUAUUCGUCGAGCAGAUCCCCACGACAGACGGUGAAAUGGUAGAGCUCCUGAAAUCCUGGAAGGCACAAGACGAAGCGGGGACCCGGUCGGCCAAGUCGGAAAUCCGCAUCAUGAAAGCUUCCAACACCAUGUACAGCGGGCCGUUGGGCAUCACACAGGCGGACUUCAAGGCGGCUGUGUCGACCGUGCAACCAGCCGCCAAGCGAGAGGGCUUCAGCGCCAUCCCCGACACGACCUGGCAGCACGUCGGAGCGCUGGGCGAGGUGCGCAAGAAGCUCGAGAUGACCAUCAUCGGCCCCAUCAAAUACCCGGAGCGCUUUGCCCGCGUGGGCAUCAAGUCAGGGGCGGGGAUCCUCCUCUGGGGCCCGCCGGGCUGCGGCAAGACGCUGGUGGCCAAGGCGGUGGCGAACGAGUCCAAGGCCAACUUCAUCUCGAUCAAGGGCCCGGAGCUGCUCAACAAGUACGUGGGCGAGUCGGAGCGGGCGGUGCGGCAGCUGUUCGCGCGGGCCAAGAGCAGCGCGCCGUGCAUCCUGUUCUUCGACGAGAUGGACGCCCUGGUGCCCAAGCGCGACGACUCGCUCUCGGACGCGAGCUCGCGCGUCGUCAACGCGCUGCUGACGGAGCUGGACGGCGUCGGCGACCGCAGCGGCAUCUACGUCGUCGGCGCCACCAACCGCCCGGACUGCAUCGACCCGGCCAUCCGGCGGCCGGGGCGUCUCGGCACCAGCGUCUUCGUGGGCUUGCCCACGGCCGACGAGAGGGUCGACAUCCUGCGCACCAUCUACUGGAACACCAUCAUCUCGACCAAGGAGGACAGGCGCGCCGCCGACGAGCGUCUGGGCGCCAUCGCCCUGGACGAGCGCUGCAAGGGCUUCUCGGGCGCCGACCUGGGCAACCUGAUGCAGGCGGCCGCCCAGGCCAGUCUGGAGAGGACCUACUAUCACGGCGGCGGCGACAUCAGCGAGGACACGGGCGCGGACUCGGAGAUCACGCCGGGUGACUGGGAGAAGGCGCUCAACGAGGUCAAGCCCAGUGUCAAGAAUGACGGAAGAUAUGACCCCAGGCAGUUCGAGAAAGUUAUGUAG
This is a messenger RNA of Diaporthe citri, 2319 nucleotides long. RefSeq lists its product as uncharacterized. The transcript has a single exon. Lineage: Eukaryota; Fungi; Ascomycota; Sordariomycetes; Diaporthales; Diaporthaceae. Gene Ontology annotation, biological process: ribosome biogenesis. Gene Ontology annotation, molecular function: RNA binding; preribosome binding; ATP binding. The record is from RefSeq and is a predicted model, not a curated record. Gene Ontology annotation, cellular component: nucleus. Bases 1 to 2319 code for a protein of 772 amino acids.